CAGUAUUAUGUGCCAUACUCCAUAGGGGUCAUCGUGCUUAGAGAUUAAUGUCAAGAUUUAAACUGACGAACUUAUCCAUUGAGUUAAGUCUCCUUGUUGAUGCUUUCUCUCAUUUUCAGCCACUUAAUGGAUGUGCACAAAUUCUAGGAAGUUAUAAAAUUAGUUGAUUAAGGGCUGAAGAGACUGAUCCAUUUCACUUAAAAAGAUACCCACCUAGACCUAGUUCAAGUACCUGGCGCCAAAAGUUAUCACUAAAUCACAAGUUAUCACCUAGACCUAAUUCGAUUGGGGAGGUUACUGGAUUCGCUUCUGCACAGGUUUGAAUAUGGUUGAGAAAAAAUAAUGCCCAGGUGCUUUCUCUUUUGUUUUCUUGCACUGGUCUUGAUGUGAAUGUACAGGAUGCUGUGUAUAUUUUGUUGAGAGCAUGGGGUUUGUUUCUAUUGGGUGGGGUUAUGUUGAUCGGUGGGAAUUGUUGUUUUGGGAUUGAUUAUGCUGUGUUUUGGUGUGCAAUCACUCCUCACUCUGUUUAGGGAUGCCGGAAUCUGGACUUAUGUAUAGAUUUUUUUGUGGGGUUGGAGUUGAUUUGAUGCUGUUAUUCUCAAAUUCUGAGAUUUAACAGGUAUAAAUCUUCUUGUACCUUUCUCAGAGGUGAACGAUUGCUUCCCUCAGGUUUAGUAUAUAUAUGAACUUUAAAAAAAAAUCACAAUAAACUUGUUUUUCUCCAACACGAUAAUGUUUCCGUAUGAUUUAAAUUUGAUAACUGGUGAUGGUGAGUUACUAAGAAACAGUUGGGACGCCGGCAACAGUCAAGAGAAGUUUUUAAGUGUAGGACUAGGUGACUUAAAUCAGUCGUGCAUUAUAAUGGGUAAAAAACUAGAAAAUUCUCUUGAAAAACUUCAAUGGGAAAAGAGAUUGUGAGCUAAUAUCCACAUCACCUAGCCAUCAACACAAUCAAAGCCAAGACUUUAUGGUCAUGCCCAAACGUUUGUCUUAAGCAGGUUGCCGUCCCGGAAAGUUGCUUAUGUCAACUGUCUUUAGUCAUGACUCAAAGUAGCAUGGAAGUGGUUGGUGCUGUUGUGGAGGUGAUACUAGCCAAGGUGAUUUCACUUGCUGCCGAACAGAUCAGCCUUGCAUUGGGUUUCAAGGAGGAGUUGACAUUGCUCCAUGACUCACUUACUAUCAUCCAAGCUCUGCUGCAAGAUGCGGACAGAAGGCAAGAAGAAGACAGGGCUGUUAAGCUUUGGCUUGAGAAGCUUAGAGAUGUUGCUUAUGAGGCUGACGAUGUACUGGAUGAGUUUGCUUAUGAUGUUCUCAGAAGGAAGGUGGAGAUUCAGAACCGAUUGAUGAAAAAGGUUAGCUACUUUUUUUCGCUUUCAAAUUCUAGGGCAUUUGGUGUCAUGAUGGCUAAAAAAAUUAGAAAGAUUAAUAUGUCCCUCAGAAACGUUAACAACCAAGCCAAUCUGUUUGGACUCCAGAGAAGAGUUACUGAUAUGGUUGCUCUACCUAGAGUAAACCAAGUGACUCACUCCUUUCUUGGAGACUCAUCUCAAGUUAUUGGAAGGGAAGAUGAUGUCUCAAAAGCAGUUGAAUUGUUGACCAACUCAGCGUGUCUACAAGCCCUCCCUGUUUUAUCAAUAGUUGGGAUGCCAGGUCUUGGAAAAACAACAUUAGCAAAAUUAGUGUGCAAACAUGAUCAAAUACAAAAACAUUUCAGUAGAAUAAUUUGGGUGUGUGUAGCUGACGAUUUUAAUGUUGAAAGGAUUUUACUAGAGAUGUUGGAAUCUCUUACCCAAAACUCAUGUACAGUUAAAUAUAAAGAUACUAUACUUAGAAAAAUACUUGAAAAAUUGGGAGGGGAUAAUUAUCUUCUUAUACUUGAUGAUGUAUGGAAUGAGGACACCGAGAAGUGGGAAGACUUGAGAAGUUGCUUGUUGGGAAUAACAAAAAAUAUAGAGUGUAGAGUUAUUGUGACAACUCGUAAGGAGAAUGUAGCGUUGGGGAUGGGAACACUUCCUGAAUAUAUGCAUCAUCCACGCAAACUUGUAGAUGAAGAGUGUUGGUCAAUAAUCAAAGGUAGAGCAUUUGAAAACUCUUCCAUACCCCCAGAAUUGGAGGUUAUUGGGAAGGAUAUUGCAAAAAAAUGUAGAGGUGUGCCAUUGGUUGCAAGAGUUAUAGGAGGUACAAUGAGCAAUAAAAGGGACAAAGAUCAGUGGUUGUCAAUUAGAAACAGUCAUGUUUGGGAUUCUCUUGAAAAGGAUAAUGGCAUUUUAAGUAUACUAAAAUUAAGUUUUGAUCGCUUACCUUCAUCAUCCUUGAAACAGUGUUUUGCAUAUUGCUCACUUUUCCCCAAAGAUUUUGACAUUAAAAGGGAAGAUUUAAUUCAGCUUUGGAUGGCUGAAGGGUUUCUUCAAUCCUCUGAAGGUAGUCAGAUGGAGAUGGAAAUUAUUGGUGACAAGUAUUUUAAUGACUUGUUAUUUAAUUCCUUGUUUCAAGAUGUGGAAAGGGAUUUGUAUGGAAACAUUAAAACUUGCAAGAUGCACGACCUAGUUCAUGAUCUUGCUCUGUUUGUUUCGAAAGCAGAAACCUUGGUUUUAGAGAAGACUGGUUCCAUGAAUAAUGCUUCUCGUAUUCAACGCCUGAGUGUCAUUUCUACUGGAAAAGAGGUACCAACUAUUCCAGAAGGCAUUUCUACAAAGUUGCAUUCUUUGAUUUCGAAGGUUGAUGUCUUCAAAAAUAUGUCAAAGCAACCCAGAAGCUUGCGUGUCCUAUAUUUUCAGAAUGCUAAGGUUGAGAAGUUGCCAGCUUCUAUCGGCAAAUUGAAGCAUUUAAGAUACCUUAACAUCUCAAGAACUAAUAUCGGAAGAUUACCAAAAUCUUUCACCCUACUCUACAAUUUGCAGACCUUAAACAUUAUGGACUGCUGUCUUGAGAGGCUUCCCAAAGGAAUAACAAAACUAGUUAGCUUGAGGCAUAUUUAUUUUGAUAAGGAAAAGAUUAUGCCAGUUAAGAUUGGCUGCUUAACUAGUCUUCGAACAUUGCCACUCUUUUAUGUGGGUACGGAAAGAGGACGCCGAAUUGACGAACUUGGAUGCUUGAGCCAACUUAGAGGAGAAUUAAAAAUAUACAACCUUGAGCAUGUAGAAGACAAAGCUGAAGCCAUUAGAGCAAAGUUGCAAGAGAAGGCCAAACUAUAUGAGGUGGAAUUGUUAUGGAGCAACAAACGAGAAGGCUACGGUAAUGACGAGGAAGUAUUGGAUGGCCUCAAGCCUUGCUCAAAUUUGAAAAGCUUAAUGAUAGUGAAUUAUCCGGGAGAAAACUUGCCUUCAUGGAUGCUUAUGAGUGUCCAUGAUUUUGGUUGCACAUUUCCCCUUGAUAAUUUGGUUUUUUUGAAAUUAAUAAAAUGCAAGCAAUGCAUAAACAUUUCGAGUCUUGGGCAAUUACGGAAUCUGAGAAUUCUUGAAAUAGAUGGAAUGGAGAGGGUGAAAUGCAUAUAUAACAGUGAAAUAGCAAGCCAUAGCUCAGGCUGGGUUGAGGGAAUCACUCUAUUCCCAUCUUUGAGAAGAUUCAGCUUAGAGAAUAUGUGCAGUCUUGAGGAGUGGGUACAAGGUGUGGACCUGGGGACAGAAGGAAGAGAGGAUGUGGUAUUGUUUCCUCAACUUGAGGAGUUAAUUGUCUUGAGCUGUUCUAAGUUGAAGAGUGUUCCAAUACAGAGUAGACUUACAUCUCUUCAGGCAUUUCAUGUUUGCUACUGUGACGGAUUAAGUAAUUUAAAGGAUGGACUCUCUGCCUCCAAAGUUCUGAAAAAACUAAGAAUAUGGAGGUGUCAUAGUCUGGUCUCUGUCCCCAAAGAUGUAGGAGAACUGCAAUCUCUUGUCCACUUAGAAAUCUCUUUUUGUCCAAAACUGACCACCAUUCCAGAGGAAAUCUUAGGCUAUCUCACCAGUUUGAAGGAACUGAAAAUUGGUUUUUUCUCAGAAGAGCUUGAGGAAUUUCCAGGUCUAAAUUCAAUCCACCUUCUCCAUGCGUCCCUUGAAUACCUGCACUUGUUUGGAUGGAAAAAACUGAAGUCUCUACCGCCUCAGCUUCAACACCUUGCUGCCCUUAAAUCAUUUGCAAUAGUUUUCUUCGAUGGAAUGGAAGCUUUGCCAGAGUGGUUGGGAAACUUAUCGUCCCUUCAAAAACUUCGAAUUGGUCACUGCAACAAUCUGAUGCAUCUACCUUCUAUGGAAGCCAUGGAAUGUCUCUCCAAAUUACAGAGAUUAGAAAUUCACAGGAGUCCAAUAUUGGCAGAAAGAUGCACCAAGGACAGCGGCCCCGAAUGGCACAAGAUUGCUCGCAUUCAGUACAUUCAGAUUGAUUGGCGAUGCAUUUAAUAUUGAGUCUGCAGCUCAGAAUAAAUCCUUUUGAGAAACCUUCAUUUUAUGCUGCUAUUA
Molecule: messenger RNA, 4433 nt
Organism: Theobroma cacao (cacao)
Lineage: Eukaryota; Viridiplantae; Streptophyta; Magnoliopsida; Malvales; Malvaceae
Source: RefSeq, a predicted model, not a curated record